AAUAAUGGUCAACUUUGCUUCUAUAAUUUUUGCUCGUCCGGUUGCUUUUUCUCCUAUAAUAUAUCUGCGCGUGACGCGGUCGCGAAAAGGUCGCGCUUGCCUUCUGCCGUUGCCAUGACAAUCUAGCCUGAAAACAUUGUUUCAACUAGCUCAAACCGCCCGCAUGGACAUCCUCGCAAUACCCACGAAACAAUCGAUAAGUGCACUGACAGUUUGCUCAAUUCCACGAUUCCAUCCCACCUCAGCAUUGCUACGUCGAUCAUACGCAAAUCACUUCAAUUGGCGCUUGAUUUUGCUCCUUCGGCAUCCGACUCUUGGUCUCUGGCGCGAAGAUCUCCACUCCGCGAUUGACGGACACAACGGCUGGCUCAUCCAAGACGAACAUGGCUCGAGUGACCCGAUCGAAGAAAAUCGAAAUCGCUGAAGAUCGUACUGCUAUUGCAAUCCAGACACCGUUGCCGGACAUACCUAAGAAGCAGCCAGAAGCGCUCACGGAAAUCCACAAUACGAUGGGAGCAGCCAAUCUCGCCACGGACGACAACGUGGUAGCAAAAGAAUUGAAGAACCUGAAGGCUGCGUAUCGCAGUGCCCUUGGUGGUGGGAAGAGGGGCAAGAAACCAAAGGGACGUAAGAACAACAAACAAGACUCGCAAGCGGACUCGGAGGAGACUUUGGACAGUCAGGGACCUGCUCUUGAGGAUUCUCCGGGCCCAGCCAUCAAUCUUGUUCCUGGUGCGACUCGUCAAUUGCUUCAAAGUCGCGAAGAAGAUCUUUCUGCGAGCCAAGAGCAGCAGACAAAUCCCGCUCCAGCUGUUCGUCAAACCCGCCGGCAGAUGGCAAUGGCACAAGCAGCGGAGGAAGCAUUGUCAAAGUCUAUGCGAGAGGCCACGGUGGAGGUUGUGGAUAAUGAUUCAUCAACUGAUGGCGAAGAUGUAGCAGAUCGAUGUUGUACAAAAAAUACCACGGCAACUCAUACCCCUGGAAAGUCACCGGUCAAGACACUUGAGGAAGUUGAGCGGGCUUGCGCAUUGUCGGAAGAUGCAAGACCCGCAGAAGACGGAGGCGAGGACUCCUUUGUGAAGCAGAUCACUUGUCGCUCUCCCGCAAAGCCAGUUUCGCGCAUCGAAGAUUCUGUUGAGGCUUUGGAUAAAUUGGAAGAAGCUCUUGAGGCUCUCGAUCAGGUUGCCAUGGCCGAGAGAAUGCUUUCACCAGAGGAGCUGAAGGAGAAAGUUGCGCAAGUCAAGGCUCAAGACUCCGUUGACCCGAGAGAGAAGCGGAAGGUUGUGAAAGAGACGGAGGCCAAAGGUGCUAGGAAGCAGACAUCCACGAAAGGACAACCGGUGAAGCCUGGCUACGCAUCCAUGAGGGUCAAACCAACAGUUGCAAAGCAACCGGUCGUCAAGAAGGCCAGCUCUAUGAUAUUUAAGCCAGCUGCAGAGAGCACAAAGUCAGAUGAGGAAUGUCCAAAGACCCAACCAUCUGCUAAAGCACCAGUCAAAACCAAACGUCCAGUUAGUCUUCUGCCACCCAAAGAGCCUGCCAAAUCCACCAAGCCACCGACUCGACCCACAUUCCAACUCCCCGGUGAAGCGGUGGCUCAAAAGUUGAAGGAAAAGCGUGAAGCUCGUCUCGCUCAACGCGAAUCCAGCGAGGACAGUUUCCAUACAGCACGGGUGGUUUCAGGACCGAAGAUCAAGUCUACAAAGCCUCCUACCAGGCCAACCUUCGUUCUUCCAGGAGAAGCGGUAUCCCAACGGAAGCGAGAGGCCCAAGAGGCGAAAUUGCGGGCACAAGAAGAGGAGGAGCGUAAGCGCAGAGAGUUCAAAGCUAAACCAAUUCGCAACAGUAUUUUGCCCGAUUUUGUCCCUCGCGAAACAGUUGCUAGUCUUGCACGACGAAGCAAGAUUGGUGUCGAGGGUAUGGACUUGGGAGACUUUGCUGGCUCUAAGAGAGGCUCUCUUAUCGUCGGAGGUCAUCGCCCUUCUCUCUCACAGGCCACAAUGGCCAACACUUCUGCUCCGCGUACGAAGGCCCCAGUCCCUGUUCGAAAGCCGUCACCAACUACCUACGGUCCAUCCAUGAGUGGCAAGGCCCUGCAACGCAGCGUCUCCGUCACGGAUGUCCAGGUUCAGCGUCAGCGUGCAAAGGAAAUCUAUAACCGGGACAACAAGAUGGCUGAAGAUAUCGAGAGGGAGAAGAGAGAGCGUGAGGCUGCUGCUAAGCGCGCCAGAGAGGAGGCAGCCGAGAGAGGACGACAAGCGAGCCGAGAGUGGGCAGAGAAGCAACUGGCGAAGAAGAUGGCUGCUGGUGACAAGGGAAUGAGCGCUGGUUAUGGUCCUGGUGGUCAGAUGGGAUUGAAGGCAUGAGCUUUGGGCUUACAAGUCCCUCAGUCUUGUGGUAUUAUCAAUCUUCCCAAGUGUUGCGGUUCGGUUUCAGUUUUCGUCAAUGAUGACCUCAAAGCGUAUGCGUUAGGAGUUGUCUGACUAUUUUCAUACCUUUUUGCUUUCUGGGAGCGGGCAUGUGGCGUUUACUUUUUUAUGCUCAUGCUCAUGUUCUUUAUCGGAAGUCCGUUAUGAGGAGUCUUGUGUCUUUCUGGACAUAGGUUUCAUCGGAGGAGUGAGGGGUCAUUCAGUUGACGCUGUAGGAUUAUCGUUUACGGGGUUGGUUGACAUUGUUCAAGUAGUAGUUUUCUGAGGAAGAAAUACAAAUUAUUCAAUGAGGUGUUG
This is a messenger RNA of Hyaloscypha bicolor E, 2726 nucleotides long. RefSeq lists its product as uncharacterized. The coding region runs from base 384 to 2366 and encodes 660 amino acids. The record is from RefSeq and is a predicted model, not a curated record. The transcript has 3 exons. NCBI's taxonomy places the organism in Eukaryota, Fungi, Ascomycota, Leotiomycetes, Helotiales, Hyaloscyphaceae.